CGGAUUGAAAUCUCGCCGAUGGAAAUCAGUCUCGUGUCAGAAGGAAGGAUGAGGAGUUGAAACACUGUAAUCCGAGCUGUUUUCGCGCUGUAUGUGUCGGUUGAGUGGGCGGAGUUUUACUCGCUGUGCUAUGUAUAUGUCGGUUAAGUGGGCGGAGUUUUACAGCUCUGAUUGCUGCUUUCAUUCUCCACUCACAAGCCAGGACACGCAGAAGCGCGAGGCUGCUUUCCAAACAUCCUGAACGCUUCCCACACAUGCGCACUACGUAGGGCGCGACAUAAUGCGUUCACCUCGUCACACGAGUGCACUUUGUGUGCUGUGUGGUGGCGUUUGGGCCUCGGCCUCGGUUUGAGCUCACAGCCUUGGGAUGCAGUUGGCACAGCGAGGUGGCCGUGCUCUCGAUUAGCUCUGCUUCUUGUUUGAGAUGAGUGUUCUCCGAUUAUUCAGGAUUAUUGUGGAAUAGCUAUCGGAUUAGGGAUUUUUUUAAAAACAAUAUAUGCUCAAUUAUUGUCGUAAACAUGGAUUACAGGUAGAAAAUAAUCGUAAUCAUUUCUUCCCAGUCCCUAAUACUGGGUUACUUCUUCGUGCGCGAGUGGUUUUUUUUUUUUAUUCUUCUUCUUCUUUGGGAAUCGGUUCAUUCUGGAAACUCCUUCGACAUCACGGUUUAAACCGCGCAUGAAAUCCACCGAGAUGUGGAGCAGAAACGAUUUCGAGGAUGGCCUGGAUAUCUAUAAAGCAGGAUCAAACCAGCUGAAUAUUGGGUAAUAUCUACGGUUAAUGGUGCAUAAAUCUGGCAGCACUUCCUCACGUCCUCUGCUGAGUUACUACACUGUUCCAGUGCGUCCUCUCCUGGGUGGGUGCCAGGCUGUGAGUCAGCAUGGCACGGCUCGUCUUCCGUCAGCAGCAGUAACCGCGCCAGGCGCCACAGCGCCGCCUCCGACAGCGCCGACACAGGCAUAGGAACGUCCUGCUCGGACAGCGUGGAAGACCACUCCAGCUCGAGCGGCACGCUGUGUUUCCAGCCCCUCCGCUCGCAGGGCUCCAUCCCCACCGCGCAUGUCAUGCCAUCUCCAUCCAGCUCCAAGCUCAGCGCCCAGUCGGUUCCCAGCAGCCCGUGGAACAGCAGCCAGCUCUCCUCCCCUGUCUCCAGCCCGCUGGACAUGAAGGACCCUCGACCCGUGCGCCGCUGGUCCUCCCUCACCCGCCUGGGUGGCCAGGAGAAAAGCGGCAGGACGUCGUGUCACCCGGACGCCCACGGAUCACUGGACCGUAGCCUGCUCCACGCCCGGGCCGACUCGUCUCCGCUCAAGCCGAGCACGCUGGACCUGAGCUACAGUGCCUUACCUGAGAGCAGAGCCUCCCUUGUGAUGCCCAGGGGGCACCAGGCCGUCGGUGGGUCGCCCAUCCAGCCCAGCGUGAGGACUCAGAUGUGGCUGAGCGAGCAGAUGGAGUUCAGACCCGAGGGCGUGAGCACGUGGCUGAGCGAGCAGCAGCAGCGAGACAGGAUGAGGCAGGAGGCCGAGAUCUCGCAGAUGCUGGGUGGCGCUCCUCUCCCUGUGAACACGCUGGUGAAGAUAAAGGAAGGGCUACUGAGACAACGGGAGAUGGAGAUCGAAAGGCAAAAGCAGCAGAUCCUGCAGCUCCACGCCAGAAUCAGGGAAAACGAGUUAAGGGCGCAGCAGGUCCUCCAGAACCAGAGAGGGCGCUGUGACGACUCAUAUGCGCUUAAAACAAAGGAGAGCCCACUGGACAGCCCCGCGUCGUCCCUGCAUAGCCCUCAGACUCCGGUGUGCUGCGAGAACGGAGAGCUGGCGCGCAGACUGGCCUCGUCCGAGCUCGAGGUCAUCCACCUCAAAGAGUUCCUCAAGCAGAACACGCAGAAAUACACAGAGGACAUCAAGAAGCUGGAGGAGAAGAUGAAGACGCGUGAUCGCUACAUCAGCAGUCUAAAGAAGAAAUGUCAGCGAGAGCAGGAGCAGAAUCAGGAAAAGCAGCAGCGCAUCGAGACUCUGGAGAAAUACCUGGCAGAUCUGCCCUCGCUGGACGAGGUGCACACCCAGGCCCAGCAGUUGGAGGAGGUUCAGACGAAGGCGCAGACGCUGCAGGACACAGCGGCACAGCUGGAGCGGAGCUUAGAGGAGAGCCGCACUCGUCUGCAGGAGAAAGACGCACUCAUCGAGAGACAGGCCAAGAGGGAGAAGGAGCUGAUGGCUGCCGUGCAGAGUCUGCAGGAGAAGGUGGAGAAGUGUCUGGAGGACGGAGUGCGCUUGCCCAUGCUGGACCUGAAGCAGCUGGAGAGGGAGAACACGCGUCUCCUGGAACAGCAGUCUCACAACCGGACGCUGAUCGACAGCCAGAAGCAGCAGAUCGACAGACUCACCCUGGAGUUAACGGCACUGGAGAAGAAGCUGCAGAAGGAGAGAGCCAUCACGCAGGAGCUCCAUCAGCAGCUCGUAGAGAGAGAGGAGGACCUGAAGACGCUGUCUAAAAGCGUCCAUCAGAAACAGCAGCAUGUGGAUAACGGCUCCGUGAUGCAGGAAGCGGGCUCUCUGCUAAAGGAAAUGUCUCUGUGUCUGCUGGACCUGAAGGCUCUGUGCAGCAUCCUCACCCAGAGAGCGCAGGGCAAGGAACCGAACCUGGCACUGCUGCUGGGCAUCAAAUCCAUGAGCUGCUCGUCCGACGAGAGCGAGAAGCCGCAGGUGGAGGACGGGUUGCGGGCCAAGCUGCUGGAGGUGCGUCAGCUGAGGGAGGACAUCGACGAGCUGCGCACCAUCAUCUCCGACCGCUACGCGCAGGACAUGGGGGAGAACUGCGUGACGCAGUGAGCGCCGCCCUAGAGGCCGAGCCACCGCUUCUCUCUCUCUCUCGCUCAGACACACAAGGGAAAAGGAGAAUAAAUCCGUCUGACUACUGAAUGUUGGACCAAGCUGUGAAUCGAGUUUACACCUCUGAGUCUUUGUAGCUCCGUGUUCAUCUCCAACUUCUGAGAUCUUCAUAUUGUGUUUUUUUUUUAUUUUUUUUAUUCAGGACCGUGGGAAAGGCCACGAGUCAUUUCCUUACCGUAUUUUCCGGACUACGAGUCGCGGCACUCUAAAUUCAAAAUCAGGCUCUACAUCGCUUUGUUUACUCACAUUUUCAUUUCACACUAUUGCAGGUUAAUUCUAGCGCACGUGACGUAACGUGACGAUCCACAGCCGUAGCCGAGAGCCGAUCUGCUUGCGGCUACACGUUGGUGGUCACCGUGAGAAAAACGCAGAUUUGUAACUUUAUCGCACUUAAAGAAACCAAACAUCUCGUCAUCCAGAAAAUACGGGAAGGGAGCGAGGCGGUGAUGAGAUCACACCGUGGGUGUUCAGAAAUCACAGCAAUGCAAAGGGAGCUACAGCACACACACACACUCGGAGUGUGGAAGUGUGUGAAGUGGUUCCCACUGCUCCAUCAAGUGCCUUGUGAUGUUCCAGUGCAUUCGCUGAUUGUUUUACGUCUCCAAAGCCCAAACCGUGACACAUCCUCAGUCUCACCAAAAAGAGCUUCACCUCCUCCAUCCAACGCUGUGGGUCGCGGGUCGACACCGAGGCAGAUUGCGCUCAUUUACACACACACACACACAGGUCUUCCAUUCAGCACCUUGUAUUUGAGUGUGACGUUGAAUCCUUUAUGUUUUUGUAAAAAAAAAGUGUGCGUAUUAUUGUUUUUUCUUCUAAUAGGACUCUGUAUUAACAAUAUAAACAAUCCAGGCUCAGUGGAACGCUCGAACAGCGCAUGAUAAACAAACCCGUACAUGAGAAAUUGUCCUGGAUUUCAGGUAACGGUUUUAAAUACUUUUUUUUUUUUUUCCUUGUAGUAGAUCAGCGUAAAGAUCAGGGGCUGUGUAGAAACUGCUCAGAUGUUACCGUCAGAUUUCACGGGGGGUUUGUACUUUACUUAACAGAAUUGCAGAGUUUUGUUACAGUUUAAACGUUAAGACCACGCAAAUAAACAAAUAAGAAGACUCAGGUAUAUAAAGCCGACAGCGUUAAGACUCCACCCUGACGGUGGACGAGCUUUGCGUUCUCAUUUCAAAAAGGGAUUUUAACUCCACAAGCGUCGUCUCGUCUCACAUCGGAGCUGUCCUUUUUGUCCUCCAUUUUGACCCGGUAUAGGACGAUUUCUUAUUCCCUGUAAUAUAUUAUUAUAUAUAUUAAAAAAAACAACAUAUAUGCUCGGUCGUGACAACCUGUGCACAGACGUUUUCUGGACAGUGAAUGUUUUUGGAUAUUUAUUUCUAAGAUGUUUCCACUAACGUAUCGAGCUGGUAAAAUUAGCUUUGUUUUGUGUGUGUGUGUCGUAGAGGCGUAGGUGUGUUUGAGUGUUUUAUCGCUCCAGACGGAGUUUGUGCAGGAACAGACGGUCUCUGAAGCUGGUUGGACAUGCUAUGCAACCUCAUAUUUACCAGCAUAGAAUUCAGCAGACAUUGCUUUCCUGUGCCUUUAUAAAUCUAUGCAGCAGAGUUGUGUGUGUGUCCGUAAUCGAUAUGAUGAGUGAAGCCAUAGGCACAAACAAUGCAGAUUUCUACUCAGGUUAAGUGAUGAAGAACCUGAUGGGGAGUGUGUGUGUGUGUGUGUGGUGCAUGUUAGAGAGGUGUGAGAGCAGAAGGGGGGGGUGGGGGAGGGGAGACAGAUGUGCAUGGUUGUCAUGGCCAAUUGUGAUCACACUGUGUGCGCUGGAGGCUGCUGGUUGGCUUCACUUCUCUCUCUCGUACUUUAAGCUUUUAGUUUUUCAGCUCGACUUUCCACAUGCCAAAGCUCUAUUUAUGUACAUUUACAGAAAGUAUCGACUCGUAUUUUUUCAUGUAAAACAAAAAGGACAAAAAUGUUUGCUUUCCAUUUGUACAGAGAACAAAUAAAAUAUUUUUCUACAAGUA
Molecule: messenger RNA, 4903 nt
Organism: Ictalurus punctatus (channel catfish)
Lineage: Eukaryota; Metazoa; Chordata; Actinopteri; Siluriformes; Ictaluridae
Gene: cep85l
Product: centrosomal protein 85, like
Exons: 14
Coding region: 1062-2825 (587 amino acids)
Cellular component (GO): centrosome
Source: RefSeq, a predicted model, not a curated record